This is a messenger RNA of Anopheles bellator, 5113 nucleotides long. RefSeq names its product mitogen-activated protein kinase kinase kinase 4 (gene Mekk1). Bases 1 to 4707 code for a protein of 1568 amino acids. The record is from RefSeq and is a predicted model, not a curated record. The transcript has 10 exons. Lineage: Eukaryota; Metazoa; Arthropoda; Insecta; Diptera; Culicidae. Gene Ontology annotation, molecular function: ATP binding; protein kinase activity. Gene Ontology annotation, biological process: MAPK cascade; protein phosphorylation.
AUGGCGGACGCGGACUGGAAGCGGCGAGUCGGAAUUGAUAUCAACUUCAGCUCGGACGAGGACAACGAUGGCAGCGACGCAGAAAAAGUCAGCAACAACAACGAGACCACCGCGCUACAGUUUCGUGACGACGAUUUUACGGACUCUACCGAAUCGCAGGAGCUGGAAGAAACCCUUCGCGCAUCGUCCAUCGACGAGGUGCUCAAUCAGUGGGCCGACCAGUAUGGGAGUACCCCACCUCGGACACGCAUAAAGAACAAAUACCGGAGCAGCAAGCAAAGGAUGGAAGGAACGGUUAAGAUGCGUACGGGAGGGCGAUUGGCGCGACCACGCGCUGAUCGCAGAAAUACCGUCGACUGUGCGAUACUGAAUCAGAUGAUAAUGGAACCAGCUACCGGCGAGGAUAAGGUACGCAGCGACAAACGUUCUACGCAGCUGCUCCGGGAUUCGGAGCGUGACAUGAAAAUGUCUGCCGCCGCAACCAUUCUGCCGAUGCGCACGUCCGGGAACUAUGGUGCCGCCUCGCAGUACGCACCUUCUGUUAUCAACUCCCAGUUAACUACACCAGCGGCAGCGACGAUGUAUAUGAAGGAAGAGCGUGCCGACAGUAUGCCGUUGUCGGGCGUAACUGGCGGCGUCCAGGCGCCACCGACGCUGAUCGAAUCGUGCAACCGGUUCAUGAGUGUCGCAUCCCGCCCGGUUGGAUGCCGUAUAUCUGCUCCGCCGGCCGCUGCGUACCGCGAUAUCAUCUUCGCUAGUCAGCAAGCUACGGUGUGCGGGGCUGCCGUGUCAUUUGCCACGGCUGCUGGUACACGGACCGUUGAUGCGAUUCCCCAGAAUCGGAUACAAUUUCACGAAACGUUUUCGGAUCUGAUUAAGCUGGGCAGCGUCGAUAAGGAGCGAGCGGCUCGCUCGGGCAUCCCAUCCAACGAGGAACGCCUCUGGCAGACGCAAGUGAAUGAUCUGAUCUGGCUCGAGCUGCAGGCUUGGCAUGCGGAUCGCUCGAUCGAGCAGCAGGAUCGGCUUCUGUGUCAGGCGCGCCAGGAAAUCGGCGAACUGUUGGAUGAGAUUAUGAACUUUCGCUUUCAACGUAAGCUAUCACGGAGGACUAGCGAAAUCAGCAUGGUCACCGAUAGUGGUUUUGGUUCGUCUGGCGCUACGACUGCAUCUUCCGCUGGCAACGUGAAUUCUGAUGUAUUUUGCUUCGGAUGCCUUUCGAUGUACUGCAAAGAUUGCCUCGACAUGCAGACGGCCGCCUUGCGUCAGGUGGAGGACCUACUAAUGCGCCUUGAAUCGAAAGAGUGCCUUUUCCCGUCGUCCCGUGCGAUGGGCCUCGCGUUCCCGGUGUACCAGAGUGAGCGGUUCGUCAAUCGCGUAAAGGCAAUGUGUUUGUGGUACAACAUGACCCGACAGCAUCGUAUGACGCUGCUCAUCCUCGGCAAGCUGUUGGCACGGCUGCAGGGCCCGUUGAGGAAGGAAUCUUCCAUCAAGUGGCCAAUUAUGGAGCAGAACCCAGAAAGUUCGUCGUCCUCAUCGGUACACGAGGAAGGUUCCAAUGGUGGUUCGUCUGGUUUGGAGUCGGCGAGCAACUCGUCGAAGCGAGUGCAGUUUAUGGACAACGGGUGUAGCAGUGGUGGUGAUGGUAGUGCAACGGAAAGUGUCAACAGUGACGAAACCGACUUCUCCGAUCUAUCCUACAAACGGCAUGCAUCGUUUCCCGGUGAUACGGAGUACGGUCGGUACAUGAACAGCUUCAACUUCUACAAUGUCCAAACACUGACGGAAAUGGCUUCACAGUCGCAAAACAUGGGAAACGCUUUAUACCGAAAAUACAUUGAAAACGUACUAAAGACUCGCGGACUGGGCAAAUCGUUAACUUUUCUUCAUCGGCUGCAUAAUGUGGUGUUACGGAAGGCACAGUUAACACUGGAAAACCCGGCAAAGUUGCAAGAAGAUGAUAGUUUGUUCGACGAAGCGGACGUACCAUGUAUCGAGCCUCCUCUAGAGCGCGAACAAGAACUUGAACUUCGACGCUACGGGGCGUGGAGCACCGAAGCAAAGGAGCUCAAUCUUCCGUCGUACGUGUCUGCGUUCCUUUUUCUCUCGCUAAUUCCGCUAGAGGUGAUACACGAGUUUCUAAAGAUGCGCCUGGAGACGAGUCCCAAGCAACCGAACCCGCUAAGUCUCGAGCAACACAUCAAGGAGCUGAAGGAGGGUCUGACACUGGCGAUGAUACACCGGGAGCGCUUUCAGAAGCACGUCAACACGGCACUGUACGAUCGGGAGCAGGAACUGGACAAGUAUAUGCACGAAAUGGAACUGUUUGAUGGGACGGUGAGAAAAAUUUUCGAACUCUAUCUCGACAUGGCCGAACAGUGGAUCUUGUACACGGUGCCCGAGAGUCACCAGAAGGCAGCCCUAGAUGAGGAGUGGCGCUUCACGAAGCUUAUCUGUCCGAUGAUUCCUCGUCAGCAUGGCCCAGCGGCCAAGCGUUACUGCAGCAUCGUGGAACGCAUUCUCGAGCGUACCGGCAGCGAAAUGAUGCGCCAGUUGAAGGAACUGAUAGAGCGCAGUCAGCGUAUCGAGAUAUCGACGGUCGAUAAGAAGUGGCAAUUCUUCGCCAUCUGCCGCGAAACGCAGCAAAUGUUUACGUGUUCUCGCGAGAAAACGCUCAAAACGAUGGCCUUUGCAAAGACACUGUUUCGUGAGCUCGAGCACGCGGACUUUCAUCGCGAUCACUGCGAGGACGAUUGCGAUGGCGAAAGCGGUGUUGGUGGUGGUUCGAACGGCGAGGAUGAGCUGGACGGGGUAGUGCUACGUGGACGGUCUAGAUGUCCACUGUCGUUGGUGGUGAUCAGCAACAGUCCAGUGUGUUCCGAGGUGGCGGAAAGUUUACAAAUCUUAAAACGGAAUGCGCUACUGCUGCGCAACAAGUUGUCGGCCGUGAUCGAAGAACUUCAGUUGCUUUGCUCACACACGAACAUGGAGGAAUUCGACGAGACCGAUCGGGUAGGGGCUUUGACGCGUGUACGAGAGAUUCUUCACCAGGGUUACAAAUUUGGGUUUGAGUACCACAAAGACGUGGCACGCUUGUACGAGACGAAGCUGGAUAAUUGCCGGGACACCGAAUCCGAGCUGAUGCUCGCGAAGGCAAUCAUCCAGUUCGCGAAGCUGUGGAUGAACUUUGUGAUGGAAUGGUGCGAACGAGGGCGCGGCCUGCGACCGCGGUGGGCCAAUCAGGGGCUAGAGUUCCUGAUUGCAGCUUGCGAUCCACUUUGUACCAGCCACCUAACGAAUGAGGAGUUCAAUGAUUUGAAACUCAAGAUGGAUGCCUGUAUUUCGCACGUAAUCGGCAACGUACGGGAACCGGAACGCAUUCGCAAAUCGCCACGAUCGCGUAAAUCAUCACCUUCCCCAACGGUCGCCACAACCGGGCGUGCUUCGAUUCCCACGAUCAACCUCCCGUCGAAAACGUUCCACAACCAGAUGAGCCUGCGUGAGGAUGGUGUCACACUGCGUUCGAACAGUCCUAUUGAUCCCACCGAUGUGAUGUUCCGUAAGCAAACGUCCUAUGACAGUGGCAACGAUGUGAAGCUUCGUGUGCCAAGUUCUGCUUCGGCAUCGGCAUCUCCGACGGCAUCGUUGGGUGGUGAAAGUUGCGUGCACGGAACACGUCCACUGCGGCAGCUACGGAUACGCGAUGCAGUCAAUCAGCUAGACUGCGAGCUGGACGAUUGGUUGCGGGAACGCAACCUUAUCGGCAACGUGAAGGAGAUGAACUACCACAGCAAAACGUUGAACCGUGCCAGAAGCGUCAAUUUUAGUUGGCAUCGUGGCAUCAAGAUUGGUCAGGGGCGGUUUGGCAAGGUGUACACUGCGGUCAACAAUUCGACCGGUGAGCUUAUGGCGAUGAAGGAGAUCGCUAUCCAACCGGGUGAAACGGCCGCCAUCCGGAAGGUGGCGGAAGAGUUAAAAAUUUUCGAAGGCAUCAACCACAAGCACCUGGUUAAGUAUUACGGUGUGGAAGUGCAUCGGGAAGAGUUGUUGAUCUUCAUGGAACUAUGUCCGGAGGGUACACUGGAGAGUUUGGUCGAAUUGAACGGAGGGCUCCCGGAACCGCAAGCUCGGCGCUACACCCAUCAACUAUUGUCAGCUGUGGCCGAGCUGCAUCGUAACGGGGUUGUACACCGUGACAUCAAGACAGCCAACAUAUUCCUGCAUAAAGACGGAAACUGCCUGAAGCUGGGCGAUUUUGGAUCAGCCGUUCAGAUACAGGCCCAUACCACGAUGGUUGGUGAGCUGAAAGGAUACGUUGGAACGCAGGCCUACAUGGCACCGGAAGUGUUUACCAGAACCAACACCGAGGGUCAUGGGCGUGCGGCCGACAUCUGGUCCGUCGGAUGUGUCGUGAUAGAAAUGUGCUCAGGAAAACGGCCUUGGCAUCAGUUUGAUUCAAACUUUCAGAUUAUGUUCAAGGUGGGUAUGGGUGAAUCGCCAGAGAUUCCCUCGAACCUUUCAGAAGAAGGCAUGGAUUUCGUCAACAUUUGCCUGCAGCAUGACCCGAAGGAUAGGCAAAAGGCCGACGAAUUGUUGCAGCAGAGUUUCUGCAAGAUCACCUACGUUGACACGGAUGCCAUUAACAAAAAGUUGCUUGGGACAUUCCGUCGAAAUCUUAGGUCUACUUCCUCCUCCGACACUAAAAUGUAGAAGGGCCAGAGGACACCCACGUUAUACAAACUCCCCACCAGGGCGAUUCGACUAGGAUUAAAUGGCCAGUGCUUAAUGUUUACAAGAUGGACAGUGUUUAGAGAAUAAUGUAUUUUACCAGACGAUAAAGGCACAUUGAAGGUAUGCGCCAAGCGUGAUUAUUAUUAACGUUCCCACAGCAUCGAUACCUCUCCACCAUCGAGUCCACAAGUAGCUGUAGUAGUAACGCAUCUAUAAGGACGCCAUUAAUGAUGAGUGCAAAACAGCUUAUCGGUAAACGGGUUUCUUAAAGAAAAUCGAUUAUGCCCUGUACACUAAAUACUUACUGUAACACACCCGCACGCCUAGUGUACGUGCUCUUACCUCGUACUCGUAUUCGUUCUAUGUAUGACUGCAGCGACAAAUG